Messenger RNA from Crotalus tigris (Tiger rattlesnake), 3363 nucleotides. RefSeq names its product serine/threonine kinase 4 (gene STK4). The transcript is spliced from 11 exons. NCBI's taxonomy places the organism in Eukaryota, Metazoa, Chordata, Lepidosauria, Squamata, Viperidae. Gene Ontology annotation, cellular component: cytoplasm. Gene Ontology annotation, biological process: intracellular signal transduction; regulation of MAPK cascade; protein phosphorylation. The record is from RefSeq and is a predicted model, not a curated record. Gene Ontology annotation, molecular function: ATP binding; protein serine/threonine kinase activity. The coding region runs from base 174 to 1628 and encodes 484 amino acids.
AUAGGCUGCUCCGAAGCGGAAGUGCAGCCGCUGUUUGGGGGGCGGGGCCUCUGCUUUUAGUCAGAGCGAGUAGAGCUGCAAGAAAGCAGGCGGGAUGGAGCACCGGUGACUGCCGCUUCUCUGAUUCUCCGCAUCAUCCCAGCCCUUGUCUACCGGCUGCUGCUCCUGCGGCCAUGGAGACCGUGCAGUUGCGCCACCCGCGCCGGCAGCUAAGAAAAUUAGAUGAAGAUAGUUUGACAAAACAGCCUGAAGAAGUGUUUGAUGUGUUGGAAAAACUUGGAGAAGGAUCCUAUGGCAGCGUAUUCAAAGCUAUCCAUAAAGAAACAGGCCAAGUUGUUGCAAUUAAGCAAGUUCCUGUUGAAUCUGAUUUGCAGGAGAUUAUUAAGGAGAUAUCAAUAAUGCAACAAUGUGAUAGUCCUCAUGUAGUCAAAUAUUAUGGCAGCUAUUUUAAGAACACGGACCUCUGGAUAGUAAUGGAAUAUUGCGGUGCCGGAUCUGUGUCUGAUAUAAUUCGACUACGAAAUAAAACGUUGAUGGAAGAUGAAAUUUCUACAAUAAUACAAUCAACACUGAAAGGACUGGAAUACCUACAUUUCAUGAGGAAAAUACAUCGUGACAUCAAAGCUGGCAACAUAUUACUUAAUACAGAAGGACAUGCUAAACUUGCAGAUUUUGGGGUAGCUGGCCAGCUUACUGACACUAUGGCAAAAAGAAAUACUGUGAUAGGAACUCCAUUCUGGAUGGCUCCUGAAGUGAUCCAAGAAAUUGGAUACAAUUGUCUGGCAGAUAUCUGGUCUCUGGGUAUCACCGCCAUUGAAAUGGCUGAAGGAAAACCUCCAUAUGCUGAUAUUCAUCCAAUGAGGGCAAUUUUCAUGAUUCCAACAAAUCCACCACCAACAUUUCGAAAGCCAGAACUAUGGUCAGAUGAAUUUACAGAUUUUGUAAAACAGUGUCUUGUGAAGUGUCCAGAACAAAGGGCCACUGCAACGCAGUUGCUUCAGCACCCUUUUGUAAAAAAUGCCAAAGGAGUUUUCAUCUUACGAGAUAUGAUUAACGAGGCAAUGGAUAUUAAACUAAAAAUUCAGCAAGCUCAACAGCGUGACUUAUUUCAUGACGAUGAAGAAAAUUCAGAAGAAGAUGAAAUUGAUUCUAGGACUAUGGUUCGAGCAAGGGGACAAGAGACGGGUACAAUCAGAGCUGCUUGUGGAAUGAGUGAAGGUGUUAAUACCAUGAUAGAAUAUAAUGACACUUUAGCAACACAAUUGGGAACAAUGGUCAUAAAUGCAGAAGAUGAGGAAGAUGAGGGAACCAUGAAAAGGAGAGAUGAAACCAUGCAGUCUGUCAGACCAUCUUUCCUUGACUAUUUUGAACAAAAGGAAAAAGAGAAUUGGCAAAACAACUAUGGAAGGCAAGUGUCUGAAAGAUGUUCCUCAGAUUGGAGAGUUCCUCUGGAUGGUGAUUAUGAAUUUUUGAGGAACUGGACAGUUGAAGAACUUCAAAGACGACUUGGGUCACUCGAUCCCAUGAUGGAGCAGGAGAUAGAAGAGGUUCGCCAAAGGUAUCAGUCAAAGCGGCAACCAAUUCUAGAGGCCAUUGAAGCAAAGAAAAGACGCCAGCAGAACUUCUGAGGAAAACUUGGCAAUAGAAUAGAUGUCCAUCAUUCCUUACAAUAAACUGUUCUUCUAUGACUACUGUGUAGGUGGAUUUCUAUUUCUAUUUGCUAUAGCACCUUUUUAAACUCAGGUAUGCCAUUGAAUGGAGUCCUCAUGAAGAGAUCAUGCUUUGUAUGAAUGGUAGAUAGAUUCUAAAUACAUUGCGUGUUGCUUUUGAGAAAUCUUGACUUAGCUGAGAGCUAAACUUUGUAUUAUAAAUCCAUACAAAAAUGGGAAAUGGAUUUGAUUAAGGUUGGUACUCAGAUUUUACAGUUUUUACAGUUCAGUUCCAAACAAUAUAUAUAUAGUAUAAUUAUCAGAAUGUAUAGUACCGUGGUGGUGAACCUAUGGCACGCGUGCCACAGGUGGCACGCAGAGCCCUUUCUGUUGGCACACGUGCCGUCGUCGCACCCGAUGAUACAUAAGUGGGUUUUGGGUUGCAGUUUGGGCACUUGGUCUCUAAAAGGUUUGCCAUCACUGGUAUAGUACAUUUUUGUAUGAAAAACCCAAGUAAACAGAAUAAUUCUGACUUGAUUUUCUAAGAUGAAGUAUAGAAAUUCAAAUUUUUGCUUUUUCGUUGAACUGUUAAAAAUGUGAAAUCAGAGUCCUUACAUACUAAUCUAUUAUCUAAAUUGAGCCAAAAACAUUCAUUAUUGUUGAUAUGUAGCAACCAACCACUUGAUCUUAAACAAUGCUUACUUUCAUUUUGCCCUAUUGGUAUAAUGAACUUUGGAAAUGAGUUUAAAAAAAGAAGUGAUUUAUUAGCAAGUUUACAUAUCCUGCUCCAGCAUUUGAAAAAGAAUAUGAACUUUAUCUAGUGUAGAAACCUCUAAGAGCUCCAUGCUUUUUUAUUUCUUUUUUGAAAGUAUUACUUUUCAAUGUUAUAUUUUUUCCUUUGUUUUUUAUUUUUAUUAGAAUCAUAACUCUGAAUGAAUGCUAAUAUAUUUUCAGUGAUGUCUAUCAGUUAAAAAAUAUAAUAAAUAUUUUAUUUUCAGUAUUUUUUUCAGAGUUUGUGGUAGCAGAGGAAUGUCAGUUCCCCCCAGUUCAGGAAAAAUUAGUAUCUCUUUUGAUCAUAAAUAUUUAAAAUAGUUAAGGAACUGUGGACUUUUGUAUUAUCUGCUACUUCAAGCUGAAUUUAUUUAAGUUUGUGGUACUAGUUUUGAAUUUAAACUGGAGUAAGCAUUUCCUUUUAUUUGGAAAAAUAAACAUAUCAGUUGGGAUCUAAAUAAAAAUCUUGAGACCCAAAUUAAUUUCCAAAUACCAUUUAGUUAAAAAAAAAACACCACCAUAAUAUAUCUGUGAUAAAACAGUUGCCUCAUGAAUAGAUGUUUUAUACAAAUCUCAAGGUUGGAUUUCUACUAAGGGAAACUUAUGGUGGAAUGUGUUCCUGACAACUUCAGGUUUCAUAAGUGUCCAUAGAAAUUUUCCUCCUUCCACCUACAACAUAUACUGUAUGCAACUAUUGGAACAACCAAACUACAAAGAGGUCUAUAUAAUUAAGUGGAGUUCAGAGUGUGAAAAAGGACUUGAAAUUCUUCUAGUCUUGCAACAGCCUCUUGUGCCUAGUACGUUAAUCCCCAAAGGUUCUUUUGACCUGCAGAGGAUACAUAGAAAGGGAGUGGUUGAAAUAUCAUACUUGUGUGUGAAAGACUGUGCCUACAGCUAACAAUUCUGAUGAAUGUCUAUAAUUUAUGACACUGCAGUUUGAUAA